This is a messenger RNA of Lactuca saligna, 1068 nucleotides long. NCBI's taxonomy places the organism in Eukaryota, Viridiplantae, Streptophyta, Magnoliopsida, Asterales, Asteraceae. The record is from the annotation of a GenBank genome assembly.
AUGUAUUUGUGUUUUAAAGCAAUCAAGGAAGGUUGGAAAAUAGGGUGUUGUAGGGUAAUUGGUCUAGAUGGAUCUUUCUUGAAAUGGACAUAUAAAGGAGAAUUACUCACAGCAAUAGGGAGGGAUGCAAACAACCAAGUUUAUCCAAUUGCUUGGGCAGUUGUUGUCAUUGAAAAUAAAGCUAAUUGGAAAUGGUUUCUGGAAAUGCUCACAGAGGAUCUUAAUCUGCUAGAUAGAGGAGGGUUUACUAUAAUUUCUUAUCAACAUAAGGAUUGCUUGAAGCAAACAAGGAAGUACUACCAAAUGUGGAGUAUAGACAGUGUGCAAGACACAUAUAUGCUAACUUUAGGAAGACCUAUUAUGGAGUGGAGUUCAAGAAUAUGUUCUGGGCAGCUUCCUUUUCAACUGGUAUUUUUUAGCACUGAUGUAGCAUGUGGGGUAGUUGAAAAUGGCAUUGCAGAGUGCUUCAACGCCAUCAUAUUGGAUGCUAGAAAGAAACCCAUUCUAGCAAUGCUUGAAGAUAUUAGGUUGUACAUGAUGGAUAGGUUCUACCAUACGUUACAAAAGGUAGAAAAGUGGGAAUCAGUGGUUUGUCCAACUGCUAUCAAGAAAAUGAACAAGUUUGGAGAGGAUUUGAGGAAUUGGAAUGUGAAUCUAAAUGGACCAUCUAUUUUUGAAGCCAUGAAUGGAUUAGAAGGGUUUAAGGCCAUAUAUGAAAACAAUAUACUACAUGUGAAUGGUAGAAAUGUAUGGCCUAGAACAUCAUACACAAAGCCUCUAACCCCUUUAGCUAGAAGAAUUCUAGGGAGACCAACUCUAAAAAGAAAGAGAGGUGGUGUCAGAGGUAGUAGAGGUGGUGCAAUGGGUAGUAGAGGUGGUAUAUGGGGUAAGAGAGGUGGUGCAGCAGGUAACACAGGUGGUGCAGAUGCAAAGGGUAACAGAGGUGGUACAAGUAGUAAAAGAGGUGGUAGGGGCAGUAAAACAUCUGUUGGAAUUGAAAGUAGUGGAGUGGCUGAAGUUGAAGGUGGUGGAGUUGAAAAUGAGGAUGCCACUAUUCCUGAAAAAUAA